GAAGAUCAUCAUCUUCACCAAACCUGAACACAUUCAUAGACUUCAUCUGUUCCUGAUCAUUCCCGAAGCUAACUCCGAACCUCAACGUGUUUCCUCUCCUCCUUGGCUUGGCUCUUCCAGAAAAGGGACAAGAAUCCUAGCUUGUGCCCGAAGCUUCGAGCUCUUAAGCUAUGGCGAUCACCAAGAUAUAUAUAGUGUACUAUUCGUUGCACGGCCACGUUGAGACAAUGGCACGUGAGGUUCUCCGAGGAGCAAACUCAGUUCCAGACGUGGAGGCAACGCUCUGGCAAAUACCUGAGACGUUACCUGAGAAGAUACUUCAGAAAGUGCAGGCAGCUCCAAGACCAGACGAUGUGCCGGAGAUUCAAGGGGAGCAACUAGGUGAAGCAGAUGGGUUUAUGUUUGGUUUCCCUUCGAGGUUUGGAGUGAUGGCAUCACAGGUCAUGACGUUCUUUGACAACACAAAUGAUCUCUGGACUAAACAGGCACUCGCUGGGAAACCUGCUGGAAUCUUUUGGAGUACGGGUUUCCACGGUGGAGGCCAAGAACUCACUGCAUUGACGGCAGUGACGAAACUGGCUCAUCACGGGAUGAUAUUUGUGCCGUUGGGGUAUACAUUUGGUAAAGGGAUGUAUGAGAUGGGAGAAGUGAAAGGUGGUUCACCGUAUGGCUCAGGGACUUAUGCAGCUGAUGGGUCGCGCGAGCCGACAGAGCUGGAGAUUCAGCAGGCAAAUUACCAUGGUAAGUACUUUGCAGGAAUAGCUAAGAAACUCAAGAAGCGGUCUCCUGUCUAGAACUGUAUCUACUAUGUGUUUUCCUGUAAACAAUCUGUAAAUGUUAAGAUAAAACUGUAGAAUAAGAUCCACAUAUACAGUACAGAGAAAACAUAUGUGUGUAAGCUAAUGAUCAACAAAUCUUAUCUCCUAUAUUCUAGCUAUCAACUGAGAAAGUAUUGAUCAUGUCAAGCAUUACCACUUUAUAUAA
Eruca vesicaria subsp. sativa (arugula) is the source of this 984-nucleotide messenger RNA. NCBI's taxonomy places the organism in Eukaryota, Viridiplantae, Streptophyta, Magnoliopsida, Brassicales, Brassicaceae. The record is from the annotation of a GenBank genome assembly.